GUGUCAAUUGAACCGUCCACCACCAUGGAACAACCCGCGUUUGACGACACUUUAGUUGUGCGUGGUGCACCAGCACCGGCUGAUCUAACGUUGGGAUCACGAUCUCUCGGUGAACUGUUUCUUAAAGUGCUGCGUAACAAGCCCAGCGCUGUAGCUCUGGUAGAUGGUGUAACUGGGAAAGAGUAUACGUAUGCGGAGUUGCUGGAACGUUCCUGUCAACUAGCUGUCUAUCUGACCGAUCACGGCAUUAAGCGAGGAGAUGUGGUGGCGAUAGUGGCUGAAAAUCGUAGCGAGUACCCUAUAACGAUCAUUGCACUGUUUCUGGUGGGAGCUACGGCUGCACUAUUCAAUCCAAGCUACACCUCACGGGAGCUCGUUCAUGCCUUGGGCGUCGCUUGUCCCAAGCUAGUGUUUGUGUCGUCGUUGGCCAGAGAUGCGCUGCUGAAAGCUAGUCGAUCCGUCAAGCAAGGGUUCACCGUUAUCUCUUACGAUGCACUGGAACGCAGUACAACCUUUGCCCAGUGUUUGCAACGAUCCAACAAACAAUGCAACGCCGAUUCAUUGCAACCAGAUCCGGUCGAUAUUGCCGAGGAAGUGGCUGUCAUUGUAAUGUCCUCCGGUACGACUGGUUUACCGAAGGGCGUACUAAUCACGCACCGCAACGUAAUGGCUACGAUGGCCAAUGUGCGCGAGGCGCUUGAGAAAGGUUUUCCACUGCACUGUAGCCUAGAUGUGUUGCCCUGGUUCCAUGUGGCCGGCGGUAUGUCGAUGGUAAGCUGGCUCGGUGCUAACCUGACCGUAGUCUAUCUGCCACGGUUCGAGCCACGCACCUAUCUACGCUGCAUCGAACGAUACAGGCCAAGCUUCCUCAACAUGGUACCACCAAUUGUUGUUUUCCUCGCCAAACAUCCGGCCGUACCCGAGUACGAUCUGUCCUCGGUACAAACGAUCGCUUGUGGUGCAGCACCUCUCAGCCGGGAGGUGGAGGAACUGAUCUACGCCCGGCUACCGGGUAUAAGAAUCCGACAGGGCUAUGGGAUGAGUGAAACUACGCAAGCAAUCACAUUCUACGACAGUGAGCAACCGAAACCGGGUAGCAUUGGUAAGGUGCGGGCCGGUCAGUUAGGCAAGGUGGUUGAUCCCGACACGGGUCGGGCUCUCGGUCCUGGCCAACAUGGGGAACUUUGCUUCAAGGGUACGUUGAUCAUGAAGGGCUACAUCGGAGGAGAGCGCGUGAUCGACGCGGAUGGUUGGCUACACACUGGCGACGUUGGCUAUUACGAUGCGGACGGUGACUUCUUCAUUGUCGAUCGUAUUAAGGAGUUGAUCAAGUACAAAGCUUUCCAGGUGGCUCCGGCCGAACUGGAGGCUCUGCUGCUAAGCCACCCGGGUGUGAAAGAUUGUGCCGUGGUGGGCAAAAAGGACGAGCGUGUUGGUGAGCUGCCGCUAGCGUUUGUGGUACGGGCCGAAGGGACUCCAGUUACUGAGCAGCAGCUAGUUCGGCACGUAGAAGCACGAGUUUCGAACGAGAAGAGACUGCGUGGAGGAGUGAUCUUCGUAGAGGAGAUUCCAAAGACGGCUAGUGGCAAAAUCUUGCGUCGCACGUUACGCGAAUUGGCAAAUCAAAAAGCGAAAUUGUAG
Anopheles maculipalpis is the source of this 1641-nucleotide messenger RNA. RefSeq lists its product as uncharacterized. The coding region runs from base 25 to 1641 and encodes 538 amino acids. The transcript is spliced from 2 exons. Gene Ontology annotation, biological process: long-chain fatty acid metabolic process; fatty-acyl-CoA biosynthetic process. Gene Ontology annotation, molecular function: long-chain fatty acid-CoA ligase activity. Lineage: Eukaryota; Metazoa; Arthropoda; Insecta; Diptera; Culicidae. The record is from RefSeq and is a predicted model, not a curated record.